AAAUAUGGGAAAAAUCUUGGGCAGCUCUCGUAUACCUUUGCUUCCUCAGUUCCCAGGCUUUUCAUUUUAAACGAAUUGAAAACGAAUCGAGGGUUUCGUUUUUCAUCCGCCCAUAUCCCCAACCAGCGAUUGCAAGCGCUGAAGUCACAGUUGCCCGAUGAAUCCAUCAUCUUCGGUCUGAAAUUCCGAAAACUCUUACUCUCAGGCUUGGCAGGCAGCAUGGACUCAAACUCACAGUCUCCGCCUCAUAACAAUUUGGAUUCAAAAAACGUAUUUCGCAAGCCUUCUGGUGAUGCGGGUAGUAGGAAUUAUCGGCGUCGAUCUCCUAUUGAGGGCUCUGCAUCACCUGAUGGUAGUCCCAGGCAUGAACACAGCUCAAGUCCUAAUACAUUAAGGGAAAAUUGUUCAAAAGUCUCUCACCAUUCAAGGAAGUAUGAUGGCAGGGAACAAGACCGAACAUAUGGCAGAAAUCACUAUGGAAGAAGCAGUGAUUCUCGACAUUCUGGUAGACAGUCAUCCUGGAGUUCCUAUGGUCACUCUAGGCAUGACAAGUAUGCAGAUGAAGAUAGAUUCCGUGUGAGGCUAUCAUCUCGUUCUGGACGUGAGUCAAGGGGUGAUCAUAUAAGAGAAGAGAGUGAUAGCAAGCCAAAAGACUACCAGCGUAGUGAGGACAAGAACUCACGUGACAAAUAUGACAGGUCUGAUUAUAGAAGCAAAGAGAAAGACAAAGAAAAAUAUUUAAAGAGUCAAAAAUAUAAAGAUAUUGAUUCUUCAUAUGAAAGAUCUGGAUCUGGGAGGAGGCAUGCCGCAUAUGAUGAGGUGGAGAGGCAGACAAGGGACUUGGAUGGUCGAGAUGAAAAAAGAGAUUUCCGCAGGAGUUCUGGAGAACACAGAAGUGACCAAGCAGUGUCAUAUUCAGAGAUAAGGAGCCAAAAAGAAGACUCAAGUUCACAACGAGACAGUAGUAGUAAAUAUCAUCAAGAUGAUUAUAAGAAUGAUCAGAAGGAGUUGAAUAGUCAAAACAUUUCAUGGGAAGAAAAGAGAAAAUUUGAUGACACGGAUAUUAUUAAGAACAAGGACCGGAACUCUAGAAAAAUAGGGGAGAAGUUUGGUAUUGUAGAUAAAGAAUCUUCUGGGAAAAAAUCAAAGUUGUUUAGUGCAGACAAGGGUGUCAAUUUUGGAAAAGAUGCAGAUGAAAGGCAGACCUCAAGUUCAAAGCUUCCUCAGGAGAGCAAGGAAGAUUUAAGGGCUACCAAGACAAGUGGUAAUAACGUUGGCAGUGAUUUCGAUGCUGCAAAAGUUGCAGCCAUGAGAGCUGCUGAAUUAGUCAAUAAGAACUUAGUUGGGGCUGGUUGCUUGACUACUGACCAAAAGAAGAAAUUGCUGUGGGGUGCCAAAAAGAGCACACCUACAGAAGAGUCUGGCCAUCGCUGGGAUACAGCAAUGUUUACUGAUCGUGAGCGGCAGGAGAAAUUUAACAAACUCAUGGGUGUGAAAGGUGAAGCCAAAGUGGAGCAGAACUCCGACAAUAACAAUAGCAACGACCUCCUCCGUGCUGAGAAGCAGAAGGAACUCCAGCAGGAUUUAGAGAAACAGUACACCGCGGGUCUUCGACGUAGAGAUGGCCGUACAGUUGGAUUAGGUCUUUAAAUAUUAACUUCUUCGGGAAAAUUUGUAUCCUCCGAGCAAUGUUUGAAUAUGACCACCCCUGCUUAAGAGGUGCUCGUCUCUUGUUUGUUCAUGUUUGGGUGGGUUAUUAGACAGCACGUGUUAUUUCUAUGGAAUAUCCUUGUUAUGAUUCUUUUUUAUUUAUUUUUGUAUGAUUCAUAUUAAUCUGAUUCAGUUGAUUUCUCUUAGAAACUAGAUGUGUUGGUACCCCGAAUAUGGGAUUUGAUCAUAAUAAGCAAGGGAUUAGGUAAUGGUUAUCAUUGUAAUCAUA
Molecule: messenger RNA, 1939 nt
Organism: Lotus japonicus
Lineage: Eukaryota; Viridiplantae; Streptophyta; Magnoliopsida; Fabales; Fabaceae
Exons: 7
Coding region: 220-1650 (476 amino acids)
Source: RefSeq, a predicted model, not a curated record